Moneuplotes crassus is the source of this 2549-nucleotide messenger RNA. The record is from the annotation of a GenBank genome assembly. Lineage: Eukaryota; Ciliophora; Spirotrichea; Euplotida; Euplotidae.
AUUAAGUUGGAGGAAUAAAAUGAAAGAAUCGAAUAUGGCAAGGAGAGCGACUAUGGCAGCUCCGUCAGCUUAUAAGAAGAUCAUUGAGACUGAAGAAGAACGUGAGAAGAAAAAUACUAAUUUAUUGAGUAUUGAAGAAAAGGAAAGCCAGGAAGAAGAAAUGACAAAAUAAAGUCAGUAGGUUCAAAAAUAUGACGCCUGAACUAGCAGAGUUAGUCCUUGUGUUAGGGAAAGGUUUGCUUAAAAUCACUCUUUAUGGAAAGCUGUUCCUAAAAGAUGAAAAUGAUCAAGAAGUGAAGAAGAAAAUGCCAACUGUAGAUGAAGUUGUGGAGUUUCUGAAUAUUCCUACAAGGGAGCGAACAAAGGAAAAGAUCAAGUACAUUGCUAGUUAUCUCAGUGAGACCAAAUUCUUCAAAAGUCUCGAGCAAGAUAGUGGUAAAGAAAUCACAGAACAAUGCGCUAAAGAAAUGAAGGUUCAGCUAAACAAAUCAGAAGAUCACAUUAUUACAUUUGGAGAAUUUGGACGAACCUUUUAUGUUGUACUGAAAGGCCAGGUUGCAGUGUAUAUCCCAGCAUCCACGAAAUUACAUGUCAAUCAAAAAGAGUUCUUAGAAUUUGUUGUUCCAAUAAAAAGAUAUGUUAAAUCUGUUAACAAGGAGCCCUUAGAACUUCCAAAUUACAUUGAUAUUUUAAAAUUUGAUUCAGAAGGUAAAAUUGAUAUGGAUGCUCUUCAUGACUUCUUUUCUCAAACCUACAAAAGUGCACAAUACAACAGAGCAUUUAUUCUUAGAAACAUUGGAAACAGGAAUAAGAAUGAUUAUGAAAUAGAAUAUUUCACAAAAGUAGCCACUUUAGGAGAUGGAUUUGACUUCGGAGGAGAUGCACUUGUGGGUAAUACAGCAAGAAAUGCUACUAUCGCUUGUGAAACGGAUAUUAUCCUUGCUACUUUAGACAAACACCCCUUCGAUAUGAUUCUAAGGAAGCAUAAGAAGAAAAAGGAAGAUUUUGAAAUAUCAAGAGUUAGUAAUUUCUCUGUAUUCAAACCAUACUCCAAAUAAAUUCAAAUCCAAGGUACUAAAGCAUCUCAAAACAGAUAGCUUCGAAAAAGGACAAUACAUAUAUAGAGAAAAUGAAGAACCAGACUGUAUUUACUUCUUACUCGAAGGAUCCAUAACUCUGACUAAGGAAUUCAAGGUUCUAAGGUCUGAAGAUCGAGAUCUUGUCGAUUAUGAUAAGUUCUCCUAUUCUAAAUAAGAGUCCUAUUCAUGGUACAUUGCAAGUAGAAGAAACUAAAGAUAUCGCAAUAGAGAAACUAUUGAAUAGAAAAUAACAAGAAGAUUGCCAUUGGAGGAACCAUUAAACCAAAUCUAACAAAGAAAACCAUCGUGGUCUCAAAGCUAGACCCGUAUGAAAUAAUUGGUUCUGAAGAGAUUAUGUUUGAUUCCCGAAAGAGAUUUGUCUCUGCAUUAGUGACUACUAAUAAAUGUUUGGUCUAUUCACUCAAAAAGGAUGACCUAAAAAUUAUCUUGAACACUAACUCUAAGAAAAUUGAAAAAUCUAAGAAUUUUGUAUUGGGGAAAACAGCUGUCUCUGAUACCCUGGAGGAUAGGUUCCAGAACCUAGCAUGGAAUAAAAUGAACAGUUUGAUCAAAAAUAUUGAGAAUCUUAAAGAUGUUACUGAGAAUCUCAGAAAUACUAAUAAGAAAAAGCAAGUUCUUGUUGAUGAAAAGUCAUUUGAUGAUGUUAAGUAUAAGAUUGAUAGAGAGUUUGAAAAAGCUUUCCUUAAACAGAUGACAAAGAUGAGAAUCAUUAAACAACCUAAAAUAAACAAACAGAUAGAGAAUGAUCAAUAUCCAGUAACAAGUUUUUACAAUCAGCUUAUCAAAGACAACUCUAGAAUUGAGCUCUCUAAGAAGAUCAGUCAAGACAGCAAGCAAUUUAGUAAAACAAGUAAACAAAGUUGGAAUACAAAAGGCCAAGCUUCGAUAGAAGAUAUCAAGAAAAAGCAAAUUAGUUUCUCAAAGGGUCGAAAUCAGGGAAAAUAAGAAGAACAUGAGCAUGCAGACUCAUCUACCCAAAAUCAGCAGUAAGACACCCAAAAAUGAGAUUACUCCUCAUAUGUCCAAUAAGGCUCUCCAAAAAUGAGCUUCGACCAACAAAGAAUCUAUCAAACCUCUCUCAAGCAAUUACUUGUUGAAGAGAUUAGGCAAAUCAAAAUCAAUAAAAAGUAUGAUCAAAAACAUGAAUAAUGUCCGAAAGGCUCAGAUUAGGAUGAUAAUGCCACCCAAGCAUAAAAAGAACAGUAAAUCACUCAAUAAAAUGGGAACUGGAGGUGGGUUCAAGCAAGGCUGGAGUGGAAGAAACUUUAAUAAACUCAAUAUGAUUACACCAACAUCUGUACAGAAACUUCAGAAUUUUGAACAUAUGGAUGUGGACAAACUCCUGAUGAGAAAAGAAGCAAUGUUUGACUUCCAGACCAUACUCUAAAUCUGACUGAUUUAAUUGUUUUCCCAUUAGAAUUUUACGGUAAAGGUCUCUAGAUUAGGAUG